This is a messenger RNA of Aspergillus heteromorphus CBS 117.55, 1528 nucleotides long. RefSeq names its product NAD(P)/FAD-dependent oxidoreductase. The coding region runs from base 72 to 1460 and encodes 462 amino acids. The record is from RefSeq and is a predicted model, not a curated record. Gene Ontology annotation, molecular function: oxidoreductase activity. The transcript has a single exon. NCBI's taxonomy places the organism in Eukaryota, Fungi, Ascomycota, Eurotiomycetes, Eurotiales, Aspergillaceae. Gene Ontology annotation, cellular component: cytoplasm.
CUCUCCCACUCCCACUCCCUCUUUUUCCUUUCCACUCACGCCUCUCCUUCCUCUCCUCACACCCACCCACCAUGGCUCCCUCGACCUGCUUCCCCGUCCCCAACCCCGGUGACUGCUUCUGGCAGACCGAACCCCACGAGUUGCACGACUUCCGGUCGACGGAGCAGCUCCCCGCACACGCCGAGGUGGUCAUCAUCGGCGCGGGGUACGCCGGAGCCAGCACCGCCCACCACCUGCUGCGCGACCACGGCGAUGCCAUCAAGUCCAUCACCAUCCUCGAGGCCCGCGGUGCCUGCUCCGGGGCCACCGGGCGCAACGGCGGGCAUCUGCGCCCGGACUUCUACGGGCACAUCCCCACGUACGUCGACCGCGCGGGCGUGCGGGCGGGCGCGGAGAUCGCCGAGUUCGAGAUCUCGCACCUGCACGCGAUGAAGAAGCUCAUCGAGGAGGAGCAGAUCGAUUGCGACUUCACCCUGGCGCGCUCCAUCGACGUGUGGUGCAACCCGGAGGCCGCGCAGAAGGCGCAGGCCGUGUACGAGCGCAUGAAGGGGCUGGGGCUGGAGUACAUGAACGACGUGGCCUUCUACACGGGCAAGAACGUGGAGGGCAUCUGCGGCGUCAAGGGGGCGGUGGCGUGCGCCUCGUUCACGGCGGGCACGAUGUGGCCGUACAAGUUCAUCCUGCACAUCCUCCGGGCGGCGCUGGCCACGGGCAAGCUCAACCUGCAGACUUUCACGCCCGCCACCGCCGUCACGCCCCGGCCCCAGGGCGGCUUCACCGUCGAGACCCCCCGCGGCGCGAUGCACGCCGACACGGUGAUCCACGCCAACAACGCCUACGUGUCGGCCCUCCUCCCCGAGUACGCCCACAACAUCGUCCCCUGCAAGGGCAUCUGCUGCCGCAUCACCGUGCCCGAGGGCCGGCCCGCCCCCCUGCUCAACAACUCGUACAUCAACCGCACCGAGGACCACACCCUGUCCUACCUCAUCCCGCGCCCCGACGGCAGCAUCAUCGUCGGCGGCGCCUCCUCCCAGUUCCGCCCCUUCCGGGACCAGUGGUACAACAACGUGGACGACAGCGUGCUGAUCGACUCGGCCAAGGACUACUACAACGGCUACAUGCAGCGGACGUACCGCGGGUGGGAGGACAGCGGCGCCACGGUGGACCAGAUCUGGACGGGGGUGAUGGGCUACUCGUUCGACUCCAACCCCCACAUCGGGGCGGUGCCCGGCAAGGCCGACCAGUUCAUCCUGGCCGGCUUCAACGGGCACGGCAUGCCCGUCAUCUGGCGCGCGGCGCAGGAGCUGGCCCGCAUGGUGGUCGAGAAGAUCCCCUUCGAGCAGACGGCCAUGCCGCGCCUGUUCCAGACCUCGCAGUUCCGCAUCGACCGCGCCCAGCACGGGUCCGAGAGCGACGGCGACAUCCUGGGGACGGGCAACUUCCCGGCCACGAAGCCCUGAGCCGGGCCCCUCCGGUGUUGGGGCCGGACGCUUUCUUUCCACCCCUCCACGUGUAUUAUAGAAAUGAG